UCAGGGAAGUGUUUUGCUAUGUGACUUCCGGUACACACGGUAUCCAUCUAUUCCACAGCGCCACCCACCGACCUGUACCGGCUCAGCGGUGAGGUAUGGUCAGUACUGGAGCCCGGACCUCCAAGAUACCGUAUCGAGGAACCGCAGCCUCAGGUGUCGCGCUGUCUGUUGGGCAGGGGGCUUCAUCCCACUGACACGCCUCCUUCCUUCAUCCAUCCAUUCAAUACACAGAGAAUGGCCACUGGGGAGAUACAGGGCAAGUACCAGAAGCUGGCACAGGAGUACUCCAAGCUCAGGGCGCAGAACCAGGUGUUGAAGAAGGCGGUGGUCGAUGAACAGGCGAAUUCGGCGGCGUUAAAGGAGCAGAUGAAGAUGAAAGAGCAGUCCCUGAGGAAGCAGCAGCAGGAGAUGGACAGCCUGACCUUCAGGAACCAGCAGCUGGCCAAGAGGGUGGAACUUCUGCAAGAAGAGCUGUCAGUGAUGGAAACCAAAGGCAAGAAGGCCAAGAAACACGUCGAGUCCUCUCAAAUGAGUCAGGAACAAAAAAAUGUCUUUGAUGAGGACCUUCAGAAGAAGAUCGAGGAGAACGAGAGGCUGCACAUACAGUUCUUUGAGGCCAGCGAGAAGCAUCGGGAGAUAGAGGACGAGUUGAGGAGUCGGCUACAAGUCCUGGAGACGGGCGCUGCCCAGCACCAAGCUGUGGUGGAAGGUCUGAAGCAGAAAUACAUGGAGACUAUUGAGAAGUUGCAGAGCGACAAGGCAAAGCUGGAGGUAAAAGCUCAGAGCCUGGAGAAAGAGGCGAAGGAAUGCAGACUGCGCUCAGAAGACUGCCAGAGCCAGUUGAAGACGCUUCAUUUAGAUCUGAGCAGUAGACUGGAGGAGUCUCUGGGUAUCAUCAAUGAAAAAGUGCCAUUCAAUGACACAAGAAUUAGCCAUUUCAAUGCCCUGAAUGUACCGUUACACAGCAGGAGACAACAGCUGAAAGCCCGGGAAUUAGCGGGUCAGGCUCUGGCCUUUGUCCAGGAUCUCGUCACUGGCCUCUUGAACUUCCAUACUUACACAGAACAGAGAGUCCAGAUCUUUCCCAUAGACUCUGCCAUCGAUGUCAUCUCGCCAUUAAAUCAAAAGUUCUCUCACUACCUCCAUGAAAAUGCCUCUUACGUGCGUCCCCUGGAGGAAGGCAUGCUCUUGUUGUAUGAAAGCAUCACUGAAGGCGCCGUUACAGUCCUGGAAACCGCGGUGAAGCUGAAAAUUUUUUCUGAGCACUUUACAACCUACGUCUCUUACCUGCAGAAGAUUCUUCCGUACCAGUUACAGAGUUUGGAGGAGGAAUCAGCCAUUUCCCCUUGCACAACAGCUUUACGGGAACGCAAUGUGGAGCUGCAGCUGGACAUAAGGAGAAUGUCCGCGCUGUUCGAGAAGCUGAAGACUUACAUUGUCCUCCUUGCCUUACCCAGCACGAAACCAGAGGGUUUGCUGAAAUCCAACUACGGUUCCAUACUGACACAGAUCUCUGACUCUCUCCGUGGACUUCAUGAUAUUAUAAAAGAGCUUUCCAAGCACUACAGUCAUAAAGCUGCACUCGAGCAGGAGCUGCCAGGAGCCACCGAUAAACUUAAAACCACAAAUGAUUGCAUCUUGUCUUCGCUCGUUGCUCUAACCAAUGCAACAAGCAAGAUUGCAACCUUUUUCACCAACAACCUGGACUACUUCAUGACAUCCCUAAGUUAUGGACCAAAAGGAAGGCCGGGCUUCACCAAUCCGCUCUCAGCCGAAAUGAUGCUUCAGUACAAGCAGAAAGCCACCCAGUACAUGAAAGCUUUAAAGACGCCUUGCCCAGACUCCGUGCCUUAUGAGGAGGCGUUGGUGAAUCGCAGAGUGCUCCUGAGCUCUACAGAGAGCAGAGAAGGCCUCGCACAGCAGGUGCAGCAUAGUCUUGAGAAGAUGAGCAAACUAGAGCAAGAGAAGGAGCACUGGAUGCUGGAGGCGCAGCUGUCUAAGAUCAAGCUAGAGAAGGAGGCCCAACGGAUAUCGGACAUAGUGAAGAAUGUGAACAAAGGACAGCUGGCUGACCCUGCACAGGAAAAUGCCUUGUUACACGUGACAGACAAUGCUGUUGAAACAAAAACUACAAGUUUGAUUGGCAUGUUAACCAUGAGUAGCGAUAAUCUGCAGGUUCCAGAUCAUGACUCGAGGGAAGGUCUGAUAAAGAGCCAUUACAUGACAAGAAUAGCAGAGCUUACCACGCAGCUGCAGCUGGCAGACAGCAAGUCCGUUCAUUUCCAUGCUGAGUGCCGUGCUCUCGCUAAGAGAUUAGCAUUGGCAGAAAAAUCCAAUCAGAGCUUAACAGAAGAAACCAAAUCGGCCAGUCUGAGCAUCAGCAGAUUGCAGGAUGAAUUAAUUACAACCAAGAGAAGUUAUGAGGAUCAGCUGAGUAUGAUGAGCGAUCACCUCUGCGUUAUGAAUGAAACGUUAACAAAGCAGCGGGAGGAAAUAGAUACAUUAAAGAUGGCUAGUAAGGGAAAUUCUAAGAAGAACAAGAAUCGAUAGUUAAUGCAGAUGCGGGCAGAUAGCGCUGCUGCUGUAUAAACCCUGCAGGACGGUCUUUGCUAGACGAAGAAUUCUGCCGUCAGCCUAUCCCUGUGAUAUAUGUGAACCGAAUCCAUUCUCUACUGGAAAAGGAUCUCGUGAAACAUGAAAUGUGUCAACCUUCCCCACGUCCUGACAAACACCUGUGACCCGACUGGAAAGUCAUCCAGAAAGAAUAUUUCCACUUCAUCAUUUUACCUCCUUUUGAACAUUUUUACGAUGCACUUUUUUUUUGUUUUGUUAUGUUUUUUAACCAGAUUUUAUUGCGUUACACUCUACAGCUUUAAAGUGGGUUUUGUUUUUGUACUUUUUUCAGGCUUCAUUUAUAAAACAGCACAUGAAAUGUCUGUAAUUGUACCUUGUGUUUUGUAAGAGACUUGUAUUACUACAUCGUUUUUUCUGCUCUGUGACCUCACACGACAGAGACGUAAAGGGAAUAUUUCGUUCCAUUCAAAGUCUGUUUACCGGCGAAUAGAAGAAGACGCCUCCAGUUGUGAAACCGUAAUGUCUGAACAUUGAACAAAAAAAAAAGGAGAAAGAAAUGACUAAGUUUAUCAAUAAAUUCUUACAAAAUCA
This is a messenger RNA of Bufo bufo (common toad), 3165 nucleotides long. RefSeq names its product protein phosphatase 1 regulatory subunit 21 (gene PPP1R21). The record is from RefSeq and is a predicted model, not a curated record. The coding region runs from base 235 to 2550 and encodes 771 amino acids. The transcript is spliced from 22 exons. Lineage: Eukaryota; Metazoa; Chordata; Amphibia; Anura; Bufonidae. Gene Ontology annotation, cellular component: early endosome; membrane.